GCAUUUGUAAAGCGCCGAUUUGGUUGGGUCUUGUGAGGUUCCUACUGCUGCGCACGAGCGACAAUACGCCAGCACUGUACCGAGUAUGCACCCUCUAAAAAACAAAAUAAAUGUCGCGUUAGGCGCGUUCCAUGGCAACUGCUUGUUGCGCACUGCUCUCACAAGCGGUCUUUGUAAGAACAAAUCUUUUGUCAAUUCUGAGAAACCCCCAAGAUGAUCACAGAUCUUAUGAGAAUUGCUGUCUACCCUCAAUAUGGCUGAGCCAACCACCUUGCAGCUUUUGAGCGAGACAAAGCUAGAUCCCAAGCCCCACGGCGGCCUACUCACCUACAACCCCAGCAUCGAGCUUUUCGCCAGGGCAGCAGGCUCGAAAACACUCCAGGUUUGGCGUUCCAAUGGCCAAUCCGUCAUCAAAAGUAGCCAGAAAGGCGAAAAGGACUCCAUACAGGCACUCAGAUGGAAGACCGAUGGAGAGUUCUUGGCUGUAGCAUGGAGCGACGGCGUAGUGCGGCUGAUGGGUUUAGAGAACAGCAAAGCCGUUCAUCAAAUUCCCGUUUGUGAUGGUGUUGCCACCAAGAUAACUUGCAUCGGCUGGACUCGCAAUCGUGCCGGUAAAAAGGCUCCUGCGGCGGCCAAGUCCGAUUCGCUAUGGAAAGAUCUAUCAUCUGUAGACGGGCGAAGCCUGGGUGAAAAGAAACAAAAACCUGAUCUUCCGCGUGAGCUUGCAUUCCUGGAGGUAGAGACUGCGCUGCCCAAGCUCAGUCCUUUGCCAGCAUCGGGUGGUUCGGGAGAUGACAUGUACGUCUUUACCACGAGAGCGUCUCUGGAGUUCUUAUUUCGCCCCUUCUCUCCUGAGGCGGCCGAUAUGGUCGACAUUAUGCUUGUAGGAACGGAUAAUGGCCACAUUCAUUUAAGCAUUUACGACUCCUUCGUCAUCGGCCAUUUCAAAUACACUGUACCUCAAUAUGACCUCCCAGACGGUUUGCAUGCAGCACCGUCGCUGAAGUUGACACACCAUGCAUCGCAUCCUGCUCUUACCACACAUUCACUACUCUUCCAACCUUCUCAAGAGAUGAAGACCAACGAGCUGUACAUCGUUCCUGUCGACUUGGGAUUCAUCUAUUCCUCACCUGAGAACCUGUCACUUUUGGCUUCUAAAACUACUACUUUGCAGAAGCUCCUCAGAUACGUCAAACAGGUGCAGACACAUAUGGGGUUUGAGUGGCAAUCCACACGAGAGCUUCCCCACAAGUUUCUUGAUAGCAUUAAUGAGACAUUGAAAGAGACAGGCAAGUACGGCGGCAUGGACAUCGGCCAAGCCAUGUACCACACGGUUGUUACGGGUCACACAUUUCCAGAGGUGAAGGAAUGGCUAGUUGACCAGUUGGCGGAACGUGGUCACAAACGUUGGGACAAAGCAGUGGUGGCUGGUUUAGAAGGUCUCCGUAGUCUCGUGCACGAGAACUUCCUGCCAGCCUUGGAAAGGAUUGCAAUCCUUCUGAGCCGCCUUCUUGGCAUAGCUCGCUUUCACGACUCCAAGGACGAGAUUGGGUUUACCAGCAUCCAUAUUUCCAAAGUCAUGGAUGUCGUAACAUGUCUAAUGCUUGUCGGCAACAAAAUUCUACUUUUGGUCAUGGAGGAGCUGGAACUGUUCCAGUCUUUCUCCACAUGGCUACGUUAUGAAAUCGACCGUCUUGCGUCCUCGACAGUGUCUGAAGAGUUGACAGAAAAGGAGGCAACAAUGGAACACGGCAAGAUAUUGACUUAUAUCUCACAAUACAUGCCUGCCAGUCCCCUAAGAUACUAUCUUAGUAAGGUGUCUGAAGAGGAUGCAUCGCGAGAUACAGCGGCCACCGAAGAUGUGGCUUCGCUUCUUGAUACACUUGGCAAGCACAUUAAAGGACAAGAAGAUGGGAAGCCUCAUACCACAGUUGUCCCCCAGGUCGAAUUUCUUGGGGCUCUCCUACUGAAGAAAGCCGAUGUCGUAUUUGAAGGCAUUGCUGCGGCAGAGCGGCGCAGCGUCCGCUUCGGAACGCUUCAAAUGAUCAAACUAGAGCACAAUGUGUCCAAGCUUGACAUGAGGAUGUGUACAAUUGACAAAGGGAGUUCCAACGCAGUGACCUACACAGCCUUGAUGGAAGAGGAGCAAGAGGGCAGCAUACAUGUGUUCCGCACAGAAACGAUAAUUGUCAACGGAAUUAGUGGUGCUGUAGCAACCCAGCACUCAUACCUUAAGCUCGGCGAUGCCAAGGUUCUCGAUCUGAGGUUCCUCAACGACGAAUCAUUACUUGUCCUUUUAUUAGUUGAUGGUAAAGAAGCUAAGAGGUCCUUUUUACCGCAAUGUACUAAUCUUGUUGUAGAGCAACUGCGGCUAAUCAAAGUCCCACAUCAAUCAGCCGAUCUCGGCUACCAGAAAUACGACCCGUGGGUACUUGAAGAACCACAUGAGCUUAGCACAGAGCAAGUCACCAGUAUCUUCCCUAACGUGAUUGUUCCUGGUACAAACGGCUUUGUACCGGUUCGUAUGGAGGUCAAGGAGGCCAGCUCCGAGCGUGGCCACAUUCCGGCACGGGUAUGCCUGUUAAGCAAUGAUGGACACACAUAUAGGGUCUUUGCUCUCCCCGAAAAUGUCUUUUGAGACAUCAUGUUUAAGUAUGUUGGUCGCAAGCCACGUAGAUGGCUCUCAUUUUUUGAGCCAGUAGACCUAAAUGUCGUAUCCUCAGAACAUUAAUUCUCAACCGUAGUUGAGCAUAAUUGAGCAUCACAACAAACUAUUUGCGCUUGGUGGCAGAAUCUGGUCUCGCG
Messenger RNA from Truncatella angustata, 2805 nucleotides. Its product is annotated as anaphase-promoting complex, cyclosome, subunit 4-domain-containing protein. The record is from RefSeq and is a predicted model, not a curated record. The coding region runs from base 254 to 2638 and encodes 794 amino acids. Gene Ontology annotation, biological process: protein K11-linked ubiquitination; anaphase-promoting complex-dependent catabolic process; positive regulation of mitotic metaphase/anaphase transition. The transcript has 6 exons. NCBI's taxonomy places the organism in Eukaryota, Fungi, Ascomycota, Sordariomycetes, Amphisphaeriales, Sporocadaceae. Gene Ontology annotation, cellular component: anaphase-promoting complex; nuclear periphery. Gene Ontology annotation, molecular function: protein binding.